AUGUUGGCGCCAAGUCCAAAAGUUACCAAAGCCUGCCAGGCGAUGAAGCAAUAUGGCAUCCAUCACAUGACUGUGAAAACAGUAUUGAAGGAUCUUUUGAAUGUGUAUGACCACAAUUGGAAACUUAUUGAAGAUAAAAUUUAUGCAGCUCCUUUAGAUGCUAUUUUUGAGCAGAAGGACCGCAAUGUAAAAAGAGAGGCCACUAAAAAGCACGGCCCAAGGUUCACGUCAGCUCCUGCAAGAAUGCAUUGUAGGGAGGUGGCUCUAGUGUCUCAAACUAGUUGCAAACGGAAGGUGGCUGAGUCCAGCCAUGUAUUUCCUGGGGAUAAGAAAACUGAAACAAGGAUUGGUUCUCCCCUGAAAUAUUAUGAAAGCAAAAGAAAGAAAUCUUGUUCCCCAACUUGA
Ilex paraguariensis (yerba mate) is the source of this 405-nucleotide messenger RNA. Lineage: Eukaryota; Viridiplantae; Streptophyta; Magnoliopsida; Aquifoliales; Aquifoliaceae. The record is from the annotation of a GenBank genome assembly.